Messenger RNA from Morus notabilis, 1961 nucleotides. Its product is annotated as peptidyl-prolyl cis-trans isomerase FKBP53. The transcript is spliced from 11 exons. Gene Ontology annotation, molecular function: peptidyl-prolyl cis-trans isomerase activity. The coding region runs from base 102 to 1625 and encodes 507 amino acids. The record is from RefSeq and is a predicted model, not a curated record. NCBI's taxonomy places the organism in Eukaryota, Viridiplantae, Streptophyta, Magnoliopsida, Rosales, Moraceae.
UUAAUGGUCGGAGAAAAAUGCCUGGUCUAGGGUUUUAGAGGAAGCUACUGUGAUUUAAACCUCAAGUUUCUGAAGUCUGAAUCAUCUUUUACCUGAACAAUAUGGGUUUCUGGGGAAUCGAAGUGAAACCAGGAAAACCCUACCCUUACCACUCCGAUAAUGUUCCGGGUCGGCUUCACGUAACUCAGGCAACUCUUGGUCUGGGCUCAUCGACAGAGAGGAGCAUAGUUCAGUGCUCUAUUGGACAUAAGAGUCCAAUCUUUCUAUGCUCUUUGUUACCAAAUAAGGAUGAAUCAUGUCCCUUGAAUCUUGAAUUUGAUGAUGAUGAUUUGGUAGCCUUUUCUGUGAUUGGCCCAAGAAGUGUCUAUCUCUCGGGUUACUUCGAGGCAAUUGAGGGAGAUGGCAUCAGAGAUGACUAUGAAUCCGAUUCAUAUGAAGAGGAUAUUGCUGAGACAGAGUCGGGGUCAUCUGAUUAUGGUUCCGAUUAUGGUUCCGGUGAUGAAUAUGAUGAUGAAUUCGAUGAUGACGGCGAUGACGAUUUUGUCAUGUUUCCUCCUUCACCUGUCCGGAACAGUGGAGUUGUAAUUGAGGAGAUAGUGGAUGACGAGAAGCCUACAAACGGAAAUGGUCAAUCUAAACGGCAAAAGAAGAAGAAUCAAGCAAAUAGCUCUGAGGACAAGAAAAACUCUCAAAAUCAAAUCGUUGUUAGGGGAGAGACUGCCAUUCCUGUUCUGGAAAGUGAAGAUGAAGAUGGUUUUCCAAUUUCCACCAACCAUGAGAGCAAAUCAAAUUUUAAGAACCCUGAGGCAGAGGCCAAAUCUACAGAUGACAAAAAAGAGAAAACCAAGAAGAAGAAAGCACAAGAUGGUGAUGAUGGUAAUAACUUGAAAAGGAAAGUUGAAAGUAUUGACCAGGAGGGUCAUCCUGAAAAGGAAAAGAAGAAAAAGAAGAAGAAGCAGCUAAAGGGACAGGUUAGGGAUGAGAACUCUGAUGAAGAGCAGCCAGAGGAGUUGAAGAGCUACAACUUGAAUCAGGCCUCAAUGAAGACGGAUGAGCAUGAAGAAAAGCUCGCUAGUGAGAAAAUCCUUGACGGUGAAAUGCGUCAAGUUCCCAGUGAAACUCAACCAGAGGAGAAAAAGAAGAAGAAAAAGAAAAAUCAGAAGAAGAACCAAGACAUUAAAGAGGGGACCACUGCGGAUCAGACUGUUACAGCUCAGGAAGAUAAAAACAGAUCCACUUCGGACUCGGAGCAGAAGCAAACUGAUGCAAAGUCAUCCAAAGUGAGAACCUUUUCCAAUGGAUUGGUUAUCGAGGAACUAGCAAUGGGAAAACCAGAUGGUGAAAGAGCUUCUCCAGGAAAACAAGUCAGUGUCCGCUACAUUGGCAAGCUACGAAAGAAUGGAAAGAUAUUCGAUUCAAAUGUGGGAAGAGCACCAUUUAAAUUUCGCCUAGGUGUAGGACAAGUUAUAAAAGGGUGGGAUAUUGGUGUUAAUGGUAUGCGUGUUGGGGACAAGAGACGACUUACUAUUCCACCAGCAAUGGGUUAUGGAAGUAAGGGUGCGGGUGGUAAAAUUCCUCCAAAUUCGUGGCUCAUAUUUGAUGUUGAAUUGAUUAAUGUUCGUUGAUUCUCCUGGAAUUGAAGAAAGUUUUGUCUGACAAUAGAUUAAAAAAAAAAAAUUUGUUAGAAACAUCUGCAAGACAAUUCCAGAGUGGGUUUGAGGCCUGUAACAAUUUUGUCGUGAUUGUGGAAAGUUCUGUUUUAAGGAUUUGGACCUUUUGACGUUUAUUGCUCGUGUAAAAGUCCGACCUGAAAGCUGGUGGAAUUUUGGUUGAGUUCAUUAAGAUCAAGAACAAGAACCACCAUAAUUUGUUUACUUUCAGUACCACCACAAUUUGAAUUCCUGGUAGUCAAAAAUUGGAAGUCUUUUUUUUUUUUUUUUUGAAAAUGAAAAGAGAUUUCG